This is a messenger RNA of Talpa occidentalis (Iberian mole), 8886 nucleotides long. RefSeq names its product plexin A1 (gene PLXNA1). Gene Ontology annotation, biological process: positive regulation of axonogenesis; semaphorin-plexin signaling pathway involved in axon guidance; negative regulation of cell adhesion. Gene Ontology annotation, molecular function: protein binding; semaphorin receptor activity. The record is from RefSeq and is a predicted model, not a curated record. Bases 37 to 5772 code for a protein of 1911 amino acids. NCBI's taxonomy places the organism in Eukaryota, Metazoa, Chordata, Mammalia, Eulipotyphla, Talpidae. The transcript is spliced from 32 exons. Gene Ontology annotation, cellular component: semaphorin receptor complex.
CCCCGGGGCAGCCCGGUUGAGGCUCCCCGCCCCGUGAUGCUCGCCUCUGUAGGACCUGCACACUUCAGCCUAAGGCCCUGGCCCACCAUGCCGCUGCCACGUCUGAGCCCUCAGGCGCUCCCAAUGUUGCUGCUGCUGCUGUUGGGGGGUGCGCGGGCGGCCGCGGGCACGCCCAGGACAGGUGGGGGUCUGCAGCCCACCUUCCGCACCUUCGCGGCCAGUGACUGGGGCCUCACCCACCUGGUGGUCCACGAGCAGACAGGGGAGGUCUACGUGGGCGCGGUGAACCGCAUCUACAAGCUGUCGGGGAACCUGACGCUGCUGCGGGCCCACGUGACGGGCCCGGUGGAGGACAACGAGAAGUGCUACCCGCCCCCCAGCGUGCAGUCCUGCCCGCACGGCCUGGGCAGCACCGACAACGUCAACAAGCUGCUGCUCCUGGACUACGCCGCCAACCGCCUGCUGGCCUGCGGCAGCGCCUCCCAAGGCAUCUGCCAGUUCCUCCGGCUCGACGACCUCUUCAAGCUGGGCGAGCCCCACCACCGCAAGGAGCACUACCUGUCAAGCGUGCGCGAGGCCGGCAGCAUGGCAGGCGUGCUGAUUGCCGGGCCCCCCGGCCAGGGCCAGGCCAAGCUCUUCGUGGGCACGCCCAUCGACGGCAAGUCCGAGUACUUCCCCACGCUGUCCAGCCGCCGGCUCAUGGCCAACGAGGAGGACGCUGACAUGUUUGGCUUCGUGUACCAGGACGAGUUCGUGUCCUCCCAGCUCAAGAUUCCGUCGGACACGCUCUCCAAGUUCCCGGCCUUCGACAUCUACUACGUGUACAGCUUCCGCAGCGAGCAGUUCGUGUACUACCUCACCCUGCAGCUGGACACGCAGCUGACCUCGCCCGACGCCGCCGGCGAGCACUUCUUCACCUCCAAGAUCGUGCGGCUCUGCGUGGAUGACCCCAAGUUCUACUCGUACGUGGAGUUCCCCAUCGGCUGCGAGCAGGCGGGGGUGGAGUACCGCCUGGUGCAGGACGCCUACCUGAGCCGCCCUGGCCGCGCCCUGGCCCACCAGCUGGGCCUGGCCGAGGACGAGGACGUGCUGUUCACUGUGUUCGCCCAGGGCCAGAAGAACCGCGUGAAGCCGCCCAAGGAGUCCGUGCUGUGCCUCUUCACCCUCAGGGCCAUCAAGGAGAAGAUCAAGGAGCGCAUCCAGUCCUGCUACCGCGGCGAGGGCAAGCUCUCGCUGCCCUGGCUGCUCAACAAGGAGCUGGGCUGCAUCAACUCGCCCCUGCAGAUUGACGACGACUUCUGCGGGCAAGACUUCAACCAGCCACUGGGGGGCACGGUCACCAUCGAGGGCACGCCGCUGUUUGUGGACAAGGAUGACGGCCUGACCGCCGUGGCCGCCUACGACUACCGGGGCCGCACCGUGGUGUUUGCUGGCACGCGCAGCGGUCGCAUUCGAAAGAUCCUGGUGGACUUGACUAACCCCGGCGGUCGACCAGCCCUGGCCUAUGAGAGUGUGGUGGCCCAAGAGGGCAGCCCUAUCCUGCGUGACCUGGUCCUCAGCCCUGACCGCCAGUACCUCUACGCCAUGACGGAAAAGCAGGUGACGCGGGUGCCUGUGGAGAGCUGCGUCCAGUAUACAUCAUGUGAGCUGUGCUUGGGCUCGAGGGAUCCCCACUGCGGCUGGUGUGUCCUGCAUAGCAUCUGCUCGAGGCAGGACGCCUGUGAGCGGGCCGACGAGCCCCAGCGCUUUGCCUCUGACCUGCUGCAGUGCGUGCAGCUGACCGUGCAGCCUCGCAACGUCUCGGUCACCAUGUCCCAGGUGCCGCUUGUGCUGCAGGCCUGGAACGUGCCCGACCUCUCAGCUGGUGUCAACUGCUCCUUCGAGGACUUCACGGAGUCCGAGAGUGUCCUGGAGGAUGGCCGCAUCCACUGCCACUCGCCCUCUGCGCGGGAUGUGGCGCCCAUCACGCGGGGCCAGGGAGACCAGCGGGUGGUGAAACUCUACUUGAAGUCCAAGGAGACGGGCAAGAAGUUCGCGUCCGUUGACUUUGUGUUUUACAACUGCAGCGUCCACCAGUCCUGCCUGUCCUGUGUCAAUGGCUCCUUCCCCUGUCACUGGUGCAAAUACCGCCACGUGUGCACACACAAUGCCGCCGACUGCGCCUUUCUGGAGGGCCGCGUCAAUGUAUCUGAGGACUGCCCGCAGAUCCUGCCCUCCACCCAGAUCUAUGUGCCGGUGGGCGUGGUGAAGCCCAUCACCCUGGCUGCCCGGAACCUGCCACAGCCCCAGUCGGGCCAGCGUGGGUACGAGUGUCUCUUCCAUGUCCCGGGGAGCCCGGCCCGCGUCACCGCCCUGCGCUUCAACAGCUCCAGCCUGCAGUGCCAGAACUCCUCGUACUCCUAUGAGGGCAACGACAUUAGCGACCUGCCCGUGAACCUGUCCGUGGUGUGGAAUGGCAACUUCGUCAUUGACAACCCCCAGAACAUCCAGGCCCACCUCUACAAGUGCCCAGCCCUACGGGAGAGCUGCGGCCUCUGCCUCAAGGCCGACCCUCGCUUCGAGUGCGGCUGGUGCGUGGCCGAGCGCCGCUGCUCCCUGCGCCCUCACUGCCCUGCCGACUCUCCCGCUGCCUGGAUGCACGCCCGCCAUGGCAGCAGCCGCUGUGCUGACCCCAAGAUCCUUAAGCUGUCCCCGGAGACGGGCCCGCGGCAAGGAGGCACUCGGCUCACCAUCACGGGCGAGAACCUGGGCCUGCGCUUCGAGGACGUGCGUCUGGGCGUGCGUGUGGGCAAGGUGCUGUGCAGCCCUGUGGAGAGCGAGUACAUCAGCGCCGAGCAGAUCGUCUGUGAGAUCGGGGACGCCAGCUCGGUGCGGGCGCACGACGCCCUGGUGGAAGUGUGCGUGAGGGACUGCUCCCCCCACUACCGGGCCCUGUCGCCCAAGCGCUUCACCUUCGUGACGCCAACCUUCUACCGUGUGAGCCCUGCCCGCGGACCUCUGUCCGGGGGCACCUGGAUUGGCAUCGAGGGCAGCCACCUGAAUGCAGGCAGUGACGUGGCUGUGUCUGUCGGCGGCCGGCCCUGCUCCUUCUCCUGGAGGAAUUCCCGGGAGAUCCGGUGCCUAACACCCCCUGGGCAGAGCCCGGGCAGUGCCCCCAUCGUCAUCAACAUCAACCGUGCCCAGCUCACCAACCCUGAGGUGAAGUACAACUACACCGAGGACCCCACCAUCCUGAAGAUUGACCCCGAAUGGAGCAUCAACAGCGGAGGCACCCUCCUGACGGUCACGGGCACCAACCUGGCCACGGUCCGAGAGCCCCGCAUCCGGGCCAAGUACGGAGGCGUCGAGAGGGAGAAUAGUUGCCUGGUGUACAACGAUACCACCAUGGUGUGCCAGGCCCCAUCUGUGGACAACCCUGCGCGCACCCCGCCCGAGCUGGGGGAGAGGCCAGAUGAGCUGGGCUUUGUCAUGGACGAUGUGCGCGCCCUCCUGGUGCUCAACGCCUCCACCUUCGUCUACUACCCGGACCCCGUGCUGGAGCCGCUUAGCCCCACCGGCCUCCUGGAGCUGAAGCCCAGCUCCCCGCUCAUUCUCAAGGGCCGGAACCUCUUGCCACCUGCACCCGGCAACUCUCGGCUCAACUACACGGUGCUCAUCGGCUCCACACCCUGUGCCCUCACGGUGUCGGAGACGCAGCUGCUCUGCGAGUCACCCAACCUCACGGGGCAGCACAAGGUCACGGUGCGGGCGGGUGGCUUCGAGUUCUCGCCAGGGAUGCUGCAGGUGUACUCGGACAGCCUGCUGACCUUGCCAGCCAUCGUGGGCAUCGGUGGGGGUGGAGGCCUCCUGCUGCUGGUCAUCGUGGCCGUGCUCAUCGCCUACAAGCGCAAGUCCCGGGACGCGGACCGCACGCUUAAGCGGCUGCAGCUGCAGAUGGACAACCUGGAGUCCCGCGUGGCCCUCGAGUGCAAGGAAGCCUUUGCAGAGCUACAGACAGACAUCCAUGAACUGACCAAUGAUCUGGACGGUGCUGGCAUCCCCUUCCUUGAUUACCGAACAUAUGCCAUGCGGGUGCUCUUCCCCGGGAUUGAGGAUCACCCGGUGCUCAAGGAGAUGGAGGUGCAGGCCAAUGUGGAGAAAUCGCUGACACUGUUCGGGCAGCUGCUGACCAAGAAGCACUUCCUGCUGACCUUCAUCCGUACUCUGGAGGCCCAGCGCAGCUUCUCCAUGCGCGACCGUGGGAACGUGGCCUCGCUCAUCAUGACGGCCCUGCAGGGUGAGAUGGAGUAUGCCACGGGCGUGCUCAAGCAGCUGCUGUCUGACCUCAUUGAGAAGAACCUGGAGAGCAAGAACCACCCCAAACUGCUGCUGCGAAGGACGGAGUCAGUGGCAGAGAAGAUGCUGACCAAUUGGUUCACCUUCCUUUUGUACAAGUUCCUCAAGGAGUGCGCGGGGGAGCCGCUCUUCAUGCUGUACUGCGCCAUCAAGCAGCAGAUGGAGAAGGGCCCCAUCGACGCCAUCACGGGAGAGGCUCGCUACUCGCUGAGCGAGGACAAGCUCAUCCGGCAGCAGAUCGACUACAAGACGCUGACUCUGAACUGCGUGAACCCUGAGAACGAGAACGCACCGGAGGUGCCAGUGAAGGGACUGAACUGCGACACGGUGACGCAGGUCAAGGAGAAGCUGCUGGACGCUGUGUACAAGGGCGUGCCCUACUCCCAGCGACCCAAGGCUGGGGACAUGGACCUGGAAUGGCGCCAGGGCCGCAUGGCACGCAUCAUCCUGCAGGACGAGGACGUCACCACCAAGAUCGACAAUGACUGGAAGAGGCUGAACACGCUGGCUCACUACCAGGUGACGGACGGGUCUUCAGUGGCGCUGGUGCCUAAGCAGACGUCUGCCUAUAACAUCUCCAACUCCUCCACCUUCACCAAGUCCCUCAGCAGAUAUGAGAGCAUGCUGCGCACGGCCAGCAGCCCUGACAGCCUGCGCUCGCGCACGCCCAUGAUCACACCCGACCUGGAGAGUGGCACCAAGCUGUGGCACCUGGUGAAGAACCACGACCACCUGGACCAGCGGGAGGGUGACCGUGGCAGCAAGAUGGUCUCGGAGAUCUACCUGACGCGGCUGCUGGCCACCAAGGGCACACUGCAGAAGUUCGUGGACGACCUGUUUGAGACCAUCUUCAGCACAGCGCACCGCGGCUCAGCCCUGCCGCUGGCCAUCAAGUACAUGUUUGACUUCCUGGACGAGCAGGCCGACCAGCAUCAGAUCCAUGACUCUGACGUGCGCCAUACCUGGAAGAGCAACUGCCUGCCCCUGCGCUUUUGGGUGAACGUGAUCAAGAACCCGCAGUUUGUGUUCGACAUCCACAAGAGCAGCAUCACAGACGCCUGCCUGUCGGUGGUGGCCCAGACCUUCAUGGACUCCUGCUCCACGUCUGAGCACAAGCUGGGCAAGGACUCGCCCUCCAACAAGCUGCUCUACGCCAAGGACAUCCCCAACUACAAGAGCUGGGUGGAGAGGUACUAUGCUGACAUCGCCAAGAUGCCCGCCAUCAGUGACCAGGACAUGAGUGCGUAUCUGGCUGAGCAAUCUCGGCUGCACCUCAGCCAGUUCAACAGCAUGAGCGCCUUGCACGAGAUCUACUCCUACAUCACCAAGUACAAGGAUGAGAUCCUCACAGCCCUGGAGAAAGAUGAGCAGGCCCGGCGGCAGCGGCUGCGGAGCAAGCUGGAGCAGGUGGUGGACACGAUGGCCCUGAGCAGCUGAGCCACAGGGCAGCGACUGUCCAGCGGGAGACUAUCAAGAGGACCUGAGGAGGCGGCCUCUGACCACAGCCGUUGCUGGAGGUUCUUGGAGGCAGCUGCCCACCUGUGCCCCUCCCUUCCCGCCUGGCGGGGUCCUGGUUCUCGUUGGUGCGGUGAGGGUGCCUGUGGCACCCUCCCUGCCCGGAGCUGCUCACCACAGGACUAGGGGAGCCCAGGUACAGCUCGGGACCUUUGAAGGAGAAUGGGGUGACUGCUGAGGAACUUGAGGGUUAGACCGGAGUCCUCUGGGAGGGGACACCAGUCUGGCCUGUCUCCUUGAGGCUGGGCUGCGGGGCCAGAGGGAGUCAGCAGGCCGCAGCCUCCCGGGCAGAAUCUGAGGGCCGGGGUCUGGCUCGCAGCCGGUGGGGAGGCUGAAUGCCCAGAGCUCUGCCAAGGCGCGCUGAAGUCGCUCUGGACCAUCACCCAUUGCCUGCCACGUUGGGCACCCCACGCUCGCCGCUGCCGCCACCACCAUCCUCCGAUUCACCGCGUGCUCUCGCGGCCGAGGCCAGAGAGAAGCCCCCAGCUCCCUCCUAUGGAGGGGCUGCAGGACGGCUCCGCUCGCAGCUCCAAGUGACUUCCAGAAGGACUCGGCGACUCCCCUUCUGUCCUCAGGGCUGUGCCUCUGGGAGCCGCAGGGCCCGGGGCUCCGAGUCAUGAGCGCACGUUCCUGUUAUUUAUUCCCCACCCCCCACUCCCAGGUCUGCGGGGCUCCGGGAGCCGCCUGACCACCUCCAUCCUCUCCCCUCCUGCCUCUCUACUCUGUGUCCUGCUCUCACAUCGCCUUCCGGUGGCUCCGGUGUGGCAUCUCAGCAGUGUGCCAGCCCCAGGGACAACGGGACAUCUGGGGACUGCUUUUGAGGGGGCCAUCCCUGCUGCACUUGUGCUUGGGCAGCCAGGGCUGCGGCAGGCCCGGGGCCACACCCACUGCGGGCCUGGCUGGGAGCAGGUGUCUGACCAGAGGGCCUGGUGGUCAGCUGUGUCCACCCUACCCUCAGUGAGUGCGAGAGAACACAUUUUUAAUUAAAAAAAAAAACCUGUACAUAUAUAUAUAUGUGUGUGUAUAUAUAUAUAUAUAUGUGUGUGUCUAUAUAUAUAUAUAUACAUAUAUAUAUAUGGCUUUAGCCCCAGUCUCCAGCCCCAGUGGGGUCCUGUAUAGUUAACUGGAGGAGAAAUUUUAAAAACAAUUUAGAAUAAGAAAAUCCAGACAGUGGGAAAGUAAUACCAAAUGGUCGUGGAGAUAGUGGCCAGUUUCCCGAGUGGGGCACCCCUGAGGCCUUCGCCCCUCAACCCACCGAAAGUCUUUGAUUUCAUUUGACAUAAAAAGGAGAGAACUUCUCCCUGGCCCCCCGAGAGCUGCUGGGGCGCGGGGCCCGUGGAUUCCUGCAUGACUGUGCUAGCGUUUAGUCUGACUUGAUCUUUUUAAAACUGCAAGUGUUGAAUACUAGAGGUUGUUAGCCCCUUUUUUAUGUUUUUUAAUUAAUCAGUCACUGGUGAAAGCAAACAAUCGGCUCGUCCCCUUUUCAAGUUCACUUCCUCGAUGGUACUGAAGAUUCCCGCGGACUGUUAAGGGACAGCUAACUGUGGCCGACCACCUCGGGCCGCGGCCUUGCGCCUCCCGAGACAGACUCGAGUGGGCUGCACGCCUCGGGCAUCGGGAGCAGGGGGGGUGGUGAAAUCUAGGAGUUUCUGCCUCAGGAGCUCCAGAGGCGUUCCGGGGAAAGGGGGUUCCUCAGGCCCCCAGUGUCACCGCGGACGUCCACAGCUUGGCCGACGCCACCCCCGUGUGGGCUUGCUCCCUGGGCCAACUUGGGGGCCGGAGCUGAGGCUGCUGAGUGUAGAGAGUGGUGGCCCCUUGCUUGGGCCAGGAGUCCUGUCCCUGGGUGUACCCCCUCCUCCCCACUCAUGCACUUGGGGGAGACCCUGCUCCCCCUGAAGUCUUCCCUGAUGCUGGCUCCAUUCUUACAGUUUUGCUCUGGUCAGGUUGGGGGUUGUCAGCCCCUUUGCCAACUCUCUUUAGAACCCUCCAGACCCCUUCCAUAGGCCCCCUCCCCUCCCCUGUCCCUGUCCCCAUCCCUGCUGGGCCCCGUGGGCUCACCCCGAGAGCCGGGCCCGCCCCACACCCUGGUGGCAUCAGGUGGUAGUCUUCGGGGUGCCCACCUGGCCCUGCCCGGAGCCAUCCCCGCAGGGGCCAAGCACUUUAGCAGGACCUGUUUACAGAGGGGCCGACCUCACUGAUGACGCCAAGUUGGCCGGCUCUUGCAGCAGGUCCGCGCCUCACCUUGCUCCCAGGUGCAGGGUUAGGCUGUGGCUUCUCUGUCAUGGCUUCCCAAAGGCGCCCCAGCUCGGUCACCUCCUAGGCUCGACCCAGACACUCCCGUGUCACCUCCUGACCCUGAGCACUGGCCGAGGGGGUGCGGGACCCGGCAGGGGUCUCACUCUGCAGUGAGGCUAGGGUGCAGUACUCCCAAGGGCCCCUCUUCAGUCCCCAGGCUUGGGGUGCUGUGCGGGCAGUACCCACCUGCCCCAGACACUGCUGCUAUUGCCACCCGCUUCUCACAGCCCCUUCCACCCGCCCGGCCUGCCCGGGAGCCUGGCCUCUCCAUAUACCUCGAGCUUGCCCUGUGCUCCCUGGCCUGGAGGCUGAGGGCCCAGGGGCACCUGAGGCAGAGGCCCCCACGUGUCUUUCCUGCCCCCUGACCUUGCUGAGAGCCUGCACCCGGCUUUUCUCCCAGCUCGGGAUUCGAUGGCUCACGUCGUUGGUGCUACAUGAGCUAGAAUAGAUAUAUUUAGAGAGAGAAAGAUAUUUUUCAGACAAAGCCCACAAUUAGCUGUCCUUUAAUGCCACAGAGCAAACCCCCCAAAAAAGAGAAGAGCCCCCUCAGCAAUUGCUUCUCACAGAAGCAGUGUGACCGAUGGCGCUCAGCCCCCCACAGAUUGUGUAAAUAUACGGCUAUUUCCUAUUUUACUGGUCUUCAGAUUUAGUACUUGUAAAUACACACACACAUUAAGGAGAGAUUAAACAUUUUUGCUAAAACUCACGGCUCCAGGUUGUCCUUGCUGGGAGGGGUGGGGC